UGCAGUCAUCUUAUUGUGAGGUACAGCAGACAAACUAUUUCAUAAUGGUAGGGGUACCGGUUUUAACUGUUCUGAUUUCAUGUCUUGGAAUAUUGUCUGCAAAUGCAGCAACUGUCAAACCAAAGGUAACUGUUACUCCAAAUAUCAAGGAGGGCCAGGUAGACUCCUCAGUUAAAUGCCCUAAUGGAUUUGUGAGAUAUGAGGAAUCCUGCUACAGCUUUCACUCGGAGGCAUUCUCCUGGCCAGAGGCGCUGGUGUUUUGUAGUACAUUCAAAAACACUCUGGUAACCCUGAGAUCAACUGCCCAGUAUGAAUUUCUGCAAGGCAUUUUAGCAACUAUCACAGCUCCCGAGGUCCAAGCUAUAAAACACACUACUCCGUCCCCAUUUUAUUCAUACAAUUUCCGUCCAAGUAGACAGCAAAGACAAAAUAAUCUACAAUUUCGAUCUAAAUCCGUAUCCACAGGUGGGUUUACUGCUGCGGGAUUUUGGACAGCCGGAACAGCAGCAGACCUUCCAGGUGAAUGGAAAUGGGCUACCAACAAUAGGGACAUUGAAUUUGACACGUUUAAUGCCACAGACCCAAAUAAAGCUACUCUAGGAUUCCCUACAAAACAGCGAAGUGGAUGCCUGGCCCUUGCCAAGGCCGUUGGAUUCCGAGUCUCCAGGAUGGAUUGCAAGACUCCGCUGCACUUUGUUUGUGAACGUCUUGAUCCAUACUAAAGCAUGGACUACAAUCAUUACUGGAAUACUUGUUUGCUGAUAUAUGAAGGGUACGCAUGUCUUGCUUUGAAGUCGAAUUAUGGAUUACAUUUUAUUUAAUUAUUAUCAUAUACCAUGAUGCUCACCUUUCAGUGAUGCAUGUCUUUCUGUCUGUCAUGUACUGGUUCGUCUUCUUAAUGUUUCAAAGUGAUAAUCAAAACUAUGUCUGGGAAUUGUGGAAUUUUCAGUUCUUCAUAAUUGUAACGUUGACAACAUGUAAUACAUUAUAUGAGAAUAGAUACUAAUAACACAUUUUUUAAACAAAAAAAAAUUCAUUGUAAAACUCUCAAAAGUGUACCAGUCAUAGUAUUCCGGGUUACUGAGCUUGAAUUCAAAAAUGUUCAUAUUACUUUGUAAUAGUGACUUUAAAAUUUAAAAUCUUAAUCAUGAUUCAUGAUUCACUUUUCAUCAAUCAUAGAAAAUUGACAAUCAGGACCCUAUGUGGAUCUAAAUAGACAAAAUGUAUGUUAUGUUAUGUGAUAUAACAAUAACAUGUUAAUUUUUUUAAAAUUUAUAUUUCUGUAAGAGUCCAAAAUUUUCUUUGUAUUAAAUACUUAAAAUAAGUAUGCAAGUACUAUUUCUUGGUGGAAAAAAAUGUCCAGCGACUGCAUAACAUCCUAACUGUUUUCUACCUUAUAUUUCUUUGUAUCUCUUUUUAUCAUCAUAAUGCACAAUUUUUCUUGUGUUGAAACGUAUACACAUGUGCAAUUCGUUAUUUUGUGUAUUGUCUACUGAUGCUACAAUAAGUAUACUCUAUAUAUCAUAUAAGUGUUUUUUUAAUUUCCAGUGAUUCUCCUCAUAAUGUACAGACUAUUUCAGACUUCGAUGUUUGUUUAUCUCAUAGUUAAAGAUCACAUUUUGACAAAAUAAAUGCAAU
Messenger RNA from Saccostrea echinata, 1638 nucleotides. RefSeq names its product lithostathine-like. The coding region runs from base 45 to 722 and encodes 225 amino acids. The transcript has 4 exons. The record is from RefSeq and is a predicted model, not a curated record. NCBI's taxonomy places the organism in Eukaryota, Metazoa, Mollusca, Bivalvia, Ostreida, Ostreidae.